GAGAGAGAGAGAGAGAGAGUUGGCUGCCUGACAGAUCCACACACGGACGCGUUGGGAUAAUCACUGGCCCGUUUGCUGUCAUUUUGUACCGAGUGUGUGUGCGCGGCGGUGAAUCUCAGAUUGAAGUCACACUGGGUCCGACCACGACAAUCUGCCCGGAUUAACCGCACAGUCCCGCAUUUAGAGGCGGCAGGCAGGACGCUUGGCGCUGCCUCAGGAUCCCUGUGAUUAGGAGAAGAUGAGAAUGGAGUGAGCUGAGCACCAGCACAGCGGGACAAAUCCCUGUGAGCAUUUACUGUUACCAUCCCACAGUGCUCCUAGCACUCAAAACCCCCAAAGCUACCUCAGCCGGAAAACUCUCAGCUGGUCUGGGAUCAGCAGCCACCACCAGCACCACCCCCUCCUUGUCCCAGCAUCAACCCAUUCGGGAGAAGAUGGAGGACUGACCAGAGAGCAGCAGGUGAAAGCAGGCAGCUCUUCCCUCCCCGUCCCCCUGCAGCCAUGGCGGGGCUCAAACGUUGCCACGAUGGGAAGAUCGCCGGGCUGUACGACCUCGACAAGACGCUGGGCCGCGGACACUUUGCUGUGGUCAAACUGGCCCGACACGUCUUCACUGGGGAAAAGGUUGCGGUGAAGGUGAUCGAUAAGACCAAGCUGGACCCGGUGGCGCGGGGUCAUCUCUUCCAGGAGGUGCGAUGCAUGAAGCUGGUGCAGCACCCCAAUGUGGUGCGCCUCUACGAGGUCAUCGACACGGCCACCAAACUCUACCUCAUCCUGGAGCUGGGAGACGGAGGAGACAUGUACGACUGCAUCAUGAAGCACGAAGGGGGCCUCAGUGAAGAUGUGGCCAAGUGCUACUUCGCCCAGAUCGUCCAUGCCAUCUCCUACUGCCACCGGCUGCACGUGGUGCACAGGGACCUGAAGCCGGAGAACGUGGUCUUCUUCGAGAAGCAGGGCCUCGUCAAGCUCACCGACUUCGGCUUCAGCAACAGGUUUCAGCCCGGGAAGAAACUCAACACCUCCUGUGGCUCCCUGGCCUACUCUGCUCCAGAGAUACUGCUGGGGGACGAGUAUGAUGCACCUGCCGUGGAUAUCUGGAGUCUGGGGGUGAUUUUGUUCAUGUUGGUGUGUGGUCAGCCCCCCUUCCAGGAGGCUAACGACAGCGAGACGCUCACUAUGAUCAUGGACUGUAAAUACACAGUGCCCCCUCACAUCUCCCACGCAUGCAGAGAUCUUAUAGGACACAUGCUGCAGAGGGACCCCAAGAAACGGGCCUCCCUGGAGCUGAUCGAGAACCACGACUGGCUGCAGGGUAUCGACCCCUCACCUGCCACCAAGCUGUCCACCCCUCUGGUGUCCCAUCGCAGCUUGUCGGAAGAGGAGCACGGCUCCAUCAUCCAACGCAUCGUGCUGGGAGGCAUCGCAGACCGAGACGCCAUAACUGAGGCCCUGGAGUCGAACAAGUACAACCACAUCACAGCUACCUACUUCCUGCUGGCUGAGAGGAUACUGAGGGAGAGGCAAGAGAAAGAGCAACACAGCCAGACACGAUCAGCCAGCCCCAGCAAAGCCCAGUUCAGGCAGUCCUGGCCCACCAGAGUGGAUGUUCACCAGGAUGUCAGUGAUGGUCUGGGGGGGCCGGGUAUCUCCCACCCAGGGGGCCCCCAGUCCCCUGCACGCAGCGCCGAGAGCCUCCAUAAAGGCCCCCGGCCCAAAACGGCGCUGUUGGGCCUCAGCCAGCGGCAGGACGGCAACAGCCAGUCCCCCACCCAGCAGCCGGCCUGGCAGAACCAGGAAAGGGGGAUCAGGCCUCUGGUGAAGCCCCACUCCAACCCCCUCAGGCUGGUCUCCCUGGCCCCAGUGGGCCCGUGCAAACCACGCAGCCCCAGUCUCUUCAGCGUGGAAGAGGAUGAGGAAGAGGAGGGGGAGGAAGACAAAUCUCCCUCCACACUGCCUACCCAGGUGGUGCUUCGCGGCAAAGCCUCCUCUUCAUCCUCCCCGCUGUCCUCCUCGGCUAACCGCUUGACAUCUCGCAUGAGCGCUCCGGUCCUCAACCAGAUCCACGAAGAAGAGCAGGAGGAGGAGGAGGAGGAGGAGGAAGAGGAGGAGAGGAGGGAGCUGUACGGACUCGGCCCACCCAAACCUAGCCUCAGCCUCAACCUGAACUCUAGGACGCCGUCACCGCUACCGAUCAUACCGUCGCCCGACGCCAUCACCAUAACGGCACCGCUUGCCGUAGUGACGCCCAGCUCAGAGACUAGUGAUGAGCUGGAUCAGGAUGCAGUGACUGUGGGUGGGCAAAGGAGUGACAGGGAGGGUGCAGUCCAGGGGAAAGAAGGAGAGAAACGGGGGGUGGGGCAGGGCAGCUCCUCCCACUGUGCCAGUCCCGGGUCGGGGUCAGGGUCGGGCCAAGGCAAGGGCACCGCCAAAGCCGCCAGUGGCCUGGUUGAAAGCCUGAAGCUGAUGAGUCUGUGCCUGAGCUCCCAGUUCCACAGCCUGACAGGCGGAGGAGGGGGAGGCGGAGGCGGCGGCGGCGGCGGAGUGGGUGGCGACUCCCAGGACCGUCCCAUGUGGAGGAUGUGCAUGGGCGGCUCCACCGGCAGCCUGGACAAGGUCUCGCUGCUGGGCGGCCCUUCGCCCAGGGGGAACCUCCACCACCAGCCCCCUCUGGGAGACAUGCUGGGAGACCCCCUGCUGGAAGGCCACUGCUCGGGCACCCUGAGGUUGGGAGAGCUGGACCUGGCCAGGGAGAACCACAGGAACCUGAAGAACCGGGUGCUGCAGAUGCCCCUGAGUGACAAGGCUCUGUCUGUCAACAUCCACCGGAGCCCCAAGGAAGGUCUGCUCUGCACCCCCACCCCCCACAGCUGCUGCCAGGUCAUCUAGAGCACAGACGGCGGCUCCUGGCCCCACGUAUCACCCUCUAAACAUUCACCUACGACCUGCUGCACCUCCACAUUCCUCGACGCUCACCCCUCUGUCCCGCGCACGUCCCAUUUCAUCCCGUCGGAAGAGCAGAAGCGCUACUGUUUUAGCCCUAUCACCACUGGUUCUGCAAAUAAUGCUGUUUACUUUUGUUUUCGACUGAUUUAAGCACUUACGGUGGAUGACUAAGAGAGAGGCCAAACGCUAACCCAUGUGUUCAGACACAGAGAAGGAAACUGGGCACUCUGAGUGUACACAGCAUUGUCAGUGGCCUAAACGGGACGCUAAAGGGAUAAGUGGAGGAACAACAGAUACUGUAUUUUGAUCCUCCAGUAAGUUUCAAUAAGGGACAUUAGCUACGGAGCAGGACACAGCAGGUGCUCAGCGACAGUCAUCGCACUUUCCCACAGUCCUGCCAUGGAACACAUACUGUAUGUAAACACACACACACACACACACACACACACACAAACACACCCUUGUCACUCUGAUCAGCUGAUCAGAGGGAAAGUCGACAAGCUGAUAAGUUUUAAUAUCGUGUUGCCACGUGAUGCAUUUUGUCUUUUGUUGUAUUUUGAUGCUGUUCAAGCUUUUUUUUUAUUCUCAGUUAAAGCUAUUAUUUUUUUAAAUUAUGUUUCGAGACAAUCGUUUUAUGCUUUUUUUUUAUUAUCGUGACUGAAAUAGUUAUGAUUGUGUUCUCAUCGAAUGAGGACAAAUAACAGCGUGGAAAUAAAAAAAAAAAAACCCUAAAUGGACACUGGCACUUCAGUGUUACGGCGGCACUUUUGGUAUUUUGUAGUCUAUCACUGUUUUAUUUUUCUAUCUCAGAACGUGCUCUGCAGCCUCGGACAGAAGACGCACACUCACUUGUCAAGUCUCUGCGCAGCCUCGCGGCAGAGUUUGUACAUAAUGUGAAUAACCGAAGACUUUUAGCAGUACUCCUGUAGUAUUGACGGUAGAGUUGUAUUGCAGUAGAAACCUGACGACUAGAUCCAUAUAGACCAUUUUCCUCACCCCUGCUUCUCGAGACCUGCUGGAUGUACAGGGCUUUCCCCGUAAAUUGCAGACAAAAGACCACGUAAACAACAUUGGCUUCAAUAAUAGGAACCAACAGCCGACUAAUGAAUUUCUGUUGGGUGCAAUGGCAGCUAAAAUUCAGGACCCUCAAUUCCAAUUCGGUGGUGGGACGACCCCUGAACUGCACUAUCCACCUGACUAGAAGACCUCAGUUUUUCAGUGAUAUUGACACUGGGUCCCAACCAAGCCUGUGUGUGCAUCCAGUAGCUCUCCAGGAUCGUGGUAGCCACUGUUGUAGCGUAUUCCAAGACGAAAACAACCGAGGGGUUUGAAUAUAACAUAACAACACCGCCCCCUCAAGUACUGGUCUGUGUAACUGGAUGUUUGACCCACCCCUAGUGGAAUAUAUAACUUGACAGUGCAUGUGUUUUACUGUAGCAACGUUAUCCUUACCCAUCGAGGUCAAUCCACCUAGUGUAUCUACCUAAGUAACAGAUCCAAAAGGUCACUUUACUCUACUGUAGCCUCACAGCAAUACCAACGACUGCAAAAUGUACAACAAAAAUGGAUGUGCCAUAAAAUCUGUCUUGAGCAUAUUGUACUGUAUGUAUAUGAUAGAGAUCUAUUAAAAUAAAAGGUUGUGAAUGAAA
Molecule: messenger RNA, 4592 nt
Organism: Myripristis murdjan (pinecone soldierfish)
Lineage: Eukaryota; Metazoa; Chordata; Actinopteri; Holocentriformes; Holocentridae
Product: SNF-related serine/threonine-protein kinase-like
Exons: 8
Coding region: 502-2886 (794 amino acids)
Biological process (GO): intracellular signal transduction; protein phosphorylation
Cellular component (GO): cytoplasm
Molecular function (GO): ATP binding; protein serine/threonine kinase activity
Source: RefSeq, a predicted model, not a curated record